ACCACAGGCGCUUCACGAAAUAAAUGUCGUCGAAUUAGUUACGGAACGUAUUGAAGACAGUCAGACCCAUCACGACUUUACUGGAGUAAAACAUGAUCAAUUAAAUCUCCGUCUCCGGGUUCACUCGUCUCGGUGCGCGUUGAAACUUUCUCAGCUAGCUUAGUUUAGCUCGCUGCUAACAAAAGAGUCACGUUUGCUGUCAACACAUCGCCAAAUGGAGAUCUUGGUUUUAUGAUUGUCGUGUGAAAUGAGUGCAAAAUCUGUGACAGAGAACGAGAACGACCGUCAACAACUGGAUGCUGUUUUCAAAAAGCCUCGAGAUAUUUUACACGGAGCAGACGUCAGUGAAGAAUAUCUUCAUCUUGAACAGCACGACCCAAAGCCCCCUGACAUUGACAAGGAAGAGGAGCCAGAUCCCGCCUACGUUAAAGAGGAAGAGGAGGAAAUUGAUAUCACCAACUUUCCACUGACUGUCAUUGUGAAGAGUGAAGAUGAAGAUGAUGAUGAAGGUGAUAUAGACCACUGUGGAGGAUCCCAAGCAGACAGCCUUUCAGCUCUGCUAUCAGAUUGUGACGACAUAACGUCACACUCUCCUGAAACUGAUGAUGAACGCUCUAAAGGUGAUAUGACAAGUCACAUGGGCAACAAACGCUGGGAAUGUUCACAGUGUGACAAAGCCUUUGUCUUUGAGUCGCUUUUGAAAAAGCACACGAUUAGCCACACAAGAAAGAAGCCUUUCAGUUGCUCAGAUUGUGGUAAGAGUUUCACUCGUCAGGGACAUUUGAACACACACAUAAGAACGCACACUGGGGAAAAACCUUUUUGCUGCUCCGUUUGUGGCCUUAGAUUAACACAAAAAAGUAGUUUAACAACUCACAUGAGAACGCAUACUGAAGAGAAACCUUUUGCCUGCUCACUUUGCGGAAAAACAUUCUCUGUAAAGCGGUAUUUAAUAGCACAUGCAAGUACACACACUGGAGAGAAACCUUUUACAUGCUCACUAUGUGACAAAAGAUUUUCUGUAAAGAGACAUUUAAUAGAACACACAAAAACACACACUGGAGAGAAACCUUUUGCCUGCAUAGUUUGCUGUAAAAGAUUCACUCAGAAGGGACAUUUAAGAAAACACGCAAGCAUGCACACUGGUGACAAACCAUUAAGUUGCAGUAUGUGAGGAACCUUGUGAUCUUGUAAAGAUGAGAUGAACAGAAACACGUUUUAUGAGAAGAGCAACAGCAAUUUAAGGUUUAAAUACAUUGUAAAAAGACUUUGACUCUGUUGGUAAGCUGUAAAAGUGUGCAAUAUGUGCUUCUGAAUAAAUAGGUCUUCAAAAGUGUUAGUAUUCAGUAUUUAUUGUAGGAGCCUAAAUGCACUCCUUUUCCUU
Molecule: messenger RNA, 1384 nt
Organism: Phycodurus eques (leafy seadragon)
Lineage: Eukaryota; Metazoa; Chordata; Actinopteri; Syngnathiformes; Syngnathidae
Product: gastrula zinc finger protein XlCGF7.1-like
Exons: 2
Coding region: 248-1174 (308 amino acids)
Biological process (GO): regulation of transcription by RNA polymerase II
Molecular function (GO): DNA-binding transcription factor activity; RNA polymerase II cis-regulatory region sequence-specific DNA binding
Source: RefSeq, a predicted model, not a curated record